Messenger RNA from Acaulospora colombiana, 3522 nucleotides. The record is from the annotation of a GenBank genome assembly. Lineage: Eukaryota; Fungi; Glomeromycota; Glomeromycetes; Diversisporales; Acaulosporaceae.
AUGGCGGAGACAAAGGGAGCAGACCUAGUGUUCAUGGGACCUAACCAUGAUGGAUAUCAAAGCAACUCAACUAUGGUGACCACCAGCGUGCAAGUACCGAACGACAUUUCCAAAGAGGUGAAAUACGCCGUUAACAUCCCCACUGUUAUGAACGAAGAACAACCGGACCCUAAGCAUAUGCCGGAAACGGCUUUUGUCAUUGCCUUCUGUGUUAAAUUCAAUAAAGCUCUCAACAUAUGGUUUUGGCCUGAGGAUUUAGAUGCGGCUUUAUGCAGCACCGAGGAAAACCCUCUUAUCGAAAAAUUGCAUCGCCUUUUCCUCAGGAACUUGCUUAAUUUAGAACGCUUGGUCGAAAGAAAUAAGUGGAUGACCCUGUUAUCCGAUAUUAUAUCGCAAAGGCUAGAAAACAAUGAAGAUUUUUAUCUCGAUUACAACCCCCUAAAGCGUGUAAACGACAACUAUUAUGCAUUAGGCAUUCGUGAUAAGGUAAUGAUCAUGCAAUGUCUCGUCAGCUGGCAGUUGGUUAGCUCGAAUAAAAUUAAGGAUCUUAUCAGACAACAACAUCAAGGGUCAAACGAGGACGAGAUCAAACCAUUGGAGGUUGAGGUGCUUGGGGAGGAUACUAAACAAUCUAAAUAUUAUUACUUGGGCGUUGGCGCCAGAAUUUAUCGAGAAACUUUAAUUCCGGAUUGCGAUGACCCAUCCUUAGUGAAUAUAAAAUGGGAGGCUGUGUCUACCACCAUCGACGAUCUUAAAAACUUUGUAGGGGACCGAAAUGAGAUAGAUCCGAGUCGAUCUGAAAAAGAGGAUGCCUUGUAUACUAAAAUUGUUGGGCAAGUUAUUCCAUACCUUGAGCAUUUAGCAAUGGAAAAAAUACAUAAUGAUGCCGAGAUUUUACCUACCAGAACUCGUGGACGCAAGAGCCGACCGAGUAGUAAUUCUCCGGCGAGUGACGUAGAAACUGAAGGCAAUUCAAACACCGUUAGUUUUAUUGUUAACAACACAGAAGACAAAAGCAACGAUCCCAACAUUAUUACCAUUGUCAACGACCUCGAACAAGAUCCUACCAACAACAAUGUUGGAGUGGAUAGCAACGCUCUUCCUAUCAACGACGUUCCCGAAAAGAAAAGAAAGAACACUAGAAGAACCACUGAAAAUAAAAAUGGAACUGAGAAAAAAGUUAAGACUUUAGGUGGAAACAAGGCCAGGGAUGCUCAUGGUCGUUUCAUCAGUAAAGCAGCUCUGAAAGCACGGUUGAAGAAAGCUUCUACCAAACCUACUUCAAAAUACAAAAAUGAAGGUAUUGACGAGAUUGUUUUAGGCAACCCCUCCGCAAAUGGUAAUCGAGAGGAAGUGGCUUUUAACGAUGAUUCCACAAAAUUGAUUCAUCACUCGAGCGUAAGUGACGGCAUGCUGCAUAAAAACGAAACAACAAACACCAGUGAAACUAUGAUAUCUGAGCACGUUGAAUUAUCUCGCGUCGAUAACGGUAUAAAUGGAACUCGCAUCAAUUUGGAAAAUGUGGUCGGAUGUUUUGAGGAUGUUCACACCAAUAAUUUAAAGAAUAUCCAUACUUCGAUCCAAAAUCAGAAAGAAAAGGCUACGAUUUCUGAUAACAAAGUUAUCUUCUUUGAAGCGAAAAGUAACGUCCAAACCAAAAGUAAAGGCCGUGGUCGUAACAAGAAGAAUCCGGACGACAAUACUUUACAUCGCAAUGGUUCCAUUAAAACCAAUAACAAAAGUCGUGCCCGCAAAACAAAAGUCGGGGCCACAUCCACCACCAAAAACAAGACGAUCAAAUCCAUACUAGAUGCAAAUUCGGAAAUUUUUCCGGAUUUCUCAAUUAACAAUAACGAUAGACCCCUUUCAGCAAAUCCUGGUUCACUUUAUGGUCCAGUACAUGGCUUUCCUGAUCACUCUGAUUUCAGCAAGAAUACAGGUAGUAAUGGUAGCGAUACUUUUGAUUCAGUUAAGUCAACGUCAAUAUCAACUAGUGAUGGUAAAUUCACUUCGAAGUCAUCGAAAAUGGCUUUGGAUAAUCUCUUAAUUCACGAGCCUUCGAGCAACAACAAUUCGACCCUAGAUGUCCCUCCCCCGGAAAUUCCUCCAGUAUCAGUUGGCGAUAAUUCUCAUAUUCCAAUACCCUCGUCCGCCUUUCGUGAGGAUGGUUCGUAUACAAGUGGAGGAUUUGGAAGAUUUUCGAUGGACAAUAUAGAUACUAUUGCUCGCAUGGAUUCUAUUCCUUCCCCCAUAGAACCUAGUAUAGUAUUCACCGCUGUCAACACUACGAGGAAUCCGAUGAUUGAUAAUAGUUGCAUUAACAUCAAGCCUGAAGAUCAAUUAAGUACAAAUCCAAUACAGAGUCAUGGAAAAACUUCGGUCGCAUCACUACUUAACAGCGAAGAGAUUAUUGAUAACGAUGAGACUUUUGUUGAAAAGCCUAGCUACGACAAUCAAGGCGUCUUCACCGAGUAUACUCCGCCUGUACUUAGGCCCAGAUCAGGAAAGACGAAAACAGACUCUAAAAAAGGACCUGUCGUCCCCAGAAAGUCCAAGAAACAUUAUAGUUACGACACUUCCCAAAACGAGUCAAUAAGGAGGCCCGUUGAUAAAAUAAUCGAUGAGAAUGAUAUUGAGCCUAGAAAUUUGUUUGUAAUAGAGAAUGGCGACGAAAUAGAUAAUGUAAAUAAUUAUUCAUCCUCGUCUACAAAUUACAAGGAAACUGUCGUAAAUAAGAACGAAAUUGACAUCAACGUAUAUAUCGAUGAAUCCAACUCGCUUAACACAAGCAAUAAUGUUGCCUCGAGUAUUGAUAACACUCUGAAUAAUAAUCACAGAUUUACAUUGGACGAAAUGUGGUAUUCAGCUCCUGUCACUCGUCGACAAACUAAAGAGACAUCUGGGCCCGAACCAAUAUCAAAUAUCACUAAGAAAAGUACUAAAAAGCAAAUUGAACAGCCAUCCGUGGUCAAUCUAAACUCAAAUGCUGCCAAAAAAAGUGUCAAACGCAAGGAAACGCUUCAAAAACAAAUUAGACAACCGUCUGUUGCCAAAUCAAUUUCUGGCACCAAAAAAAAGGGCGUUAAACGCAAAGAAAUAUACCGAGACCAACACAAAAACAAAUCAAAUAAAAGGUCAAAAUCUACAUCUCAAUAUUCAGUGAGAGCAAAGAAGAUUCGUGAAACAGAAGGGGCUAUGAGAAAUUUGACCGUUCCCGUUAUCGACAAAGGCAAAGGGAAGAUGGUUGAUAAUGAGGAUACUUAUGUUUCAAAUGGUCCAAGAUAUUUUGAUAGUUCGUCUGCUCUCGUUAAAGUCCAAACCUCUCUGUUUAUUCCUACUCCUUCCCAUAAUGAAAAGAUUAAAGAAUCCUUGGAACAUGAAUUCUUUGAGGAUUUGGAAGUGUUGGGCGAUCCCGAUUCGGAGUUGACGAGUUGCGAUGAACUUUUAGAAAUUAUUGAACAAAAGAGAAGGGUUGAAAAGAGCAGAGGUGAUAUAACAGAGGAAAGUGAAGACGAUUUGUGA